CAAAUUUGUAUAUAAAAUAUAUAGAAGUGAGCUCAGAUUUCACAAGUUGUAUUUGUGCACCGAGAAGAAGAACAACAAAUUUGUGAAAAUGCCAUGUGUUGGAUGUGAAAAGGAAUGCAAAUGCACCGCAGAGAAGUGCUCUGAGAGCUGUAAAUGCAGCGCGCCUGGCAAAUGCGGCUGUAACCCAUCCAAAUCAGCGGAAACCUCGAGCGGAGGUUGCUGCAAAAAAGUUGAGGGUGCUGGCGGUAGCAAAGUAGAGCAUGAGUGCUGCAAGAACGCCAAGAACUGAAUUAAGAAAGAUCAAUAUAUUAUAAAAGAACCAAAUCGAUGUAUUUUGCUUGCAUUUGAUCAAAAUAUAUCUGCUAGUAAGCUAUGUAUUUGUCAUCAUUAAACAUAA
Molecule: messenger RNA, 397 nt
Organism: Drosophila virilis
Lineage: Eukaryota; Metazoa; Arthropoda; Insecta; Diptera; Drosophilidae
Gene: MtnF
Product: Metallothionein F
Source: RefSeq, a predicted model, not a curated record